AUGCUCUCCACGAUUCCACAUCAAAUCAUCACUCAGCAAGCGGAGAACACCACUGUAACUUGGCCUGUCAUCCCCAUUGCAUUGAGGAGUAAGAGGAGGAACUACAACAGGCAAAUGCGGAGAACACUGCGGAGAAACCAAGCGGCAACAAGGCCACCAUCGUCAAGAACACGGCUCAGCUCUCCAAGAUCCCACGUCAUAUGCUCUCCACGGUUCCACAUCAAAUCAUCACUCAGCAAGCGGAGAACACCACUGCAACUUGGCCGUUCCACAUCAAAUCAUCACUCAGCAAGCGGAGAACACCACUGCAACUUGGCCUGUUAUCCCCACUACAUUGAGGAGCAAGAGGAGGAACUACAACAGGUAAAUGCGGAGAACACUGCGGAGAAACCAAGCGGCAACAAGGCCACCAUCGUCAAGAACACGGCUCAGCUCUCCAAGAUCCCACGUCAUAUGCUCUCCACGGUUCCACAUCAAAUCAUCACUCAGCAAGCGGAGAACACCACUGCAACUUGGCCGUUCCACAUCAAAUCAUCACUCAGCAAGCGGAGAACACCACUGUAA
Messenger RNA from Letharia columbiana, 564 nucleotides. RefSeq lists its product as uncharacterized. NCBI's taxonomy places the organism in Eukaryota, Fungi, Ascomycota, Lecanoromycetes, Lecanorales, Parmeliaceae. The record is from RefSeq and is a predicted model, not a curated record. The coding region runs from base 1 to 564 and encodes 187 amino acids. The transcript has a single exon.